Molecule: messenger RNA, 580 nt
Organism: Chroicocephalus ridibundus (black-headed gull)
Lineage: Eukaryota; Metazoa; Chordata; Aves; Charadriiformes; Laridae
Product: elongin-A-like
Exons: 4
Coding region: 6-329 (107 amino acids)
Source: RefSeq, a predicted model, not a curated record
UUGCAAUGCACGGACGGGGGAGAGGUCAAGCAGCCAAAACUCUGUUUCUGGCCUCUCCACCAAAGGCCCCUCGGGACGAAGGAAGGACACAAGAGAAGUCUGGCACUGGGGGAGCUCUUCUGCCACAGAAGACCAACAAAAGCCACGCUCCUGGGAGUGAGGGCAAGGCCCACGAUGGGCCCAGCACCACCACUGCCCACUCUGUCCCAUCUUUGGGCAGGACCGUGUUCUCCUCCUGGUUUCCUGAGCCCAACAAACCACCAGCCAAGAAAAUUGCACCCAUCAUGGCCAAGGCUGUCAAAGAUUUCAAAAACAGGUUCUCUCGGUAACAACUUUGCCGGCCAGGCCUGGCACUUUCCCUCUCGCGGACAAGUGGCACCCAAGGAGGAGAAGGUCCCCAAACAGCCCUUUUCUUCGGACUCUGGGGAGGCUGCAGCUUUGUCAUCUGCCAAAAGAAAGCUGUACGGAAUCUCCCGGCACAAAAGCCUGGCAAGUCUUGGCACCGGUGGAGAGUGGCAGAUCCAGAGACCACUUACUGCUUAACCUCUUAAUACGUUAUUAAACGGUUUUCAUUACUAUU